AUGGCAGCUCAUGAUCACCAGCAAGGACUACAGAAGACAAGAACAACAACAACAACGGCAACAACAAUGAUUCCCAUGAUUACAGCGAGUGUUGCGGGUGGAGAAGUGUCUCUGGUAGUGGGUGGUUCCCGUGCCGGGCUGGUGAAGAGCCGGGUGAAGACUAUAGUUGGUGCUGGUGGUGUUGCUGUGGUGCUGAAUGUGGGCUCGCAGUGGAAGCAGUUGGUAGCGGAGUUUGGCGAUGAGAGCGGUGUGCACCUGCUGGACAGGGACUUCCAGUUGCGGGACUUGACCACGCUUGGCAGGGCUGUUACUGCGAAGGUAGUGGACCGAGUGUUUGUUAACUUGCCCCUGGAAGAAGACCACAAGGUCAAGUACAUCUACGAGCAGUGUGUGAGACUCAGGAUUCCGAUCAACACUUUCCACAGGCCCGAGUACUCCACUUUCAACAUGAUCCCCACGUAUGUGGACCCCAAGGGCAGCGGGCUGCAGAUUGCUGUGACCACGAACGGGAACGGGUACUUGCUGGCGAACCGGAUCAAGCGCGAGAUCGUGAGCCACUUGCCCGCUAACAUCUCCGAGGUGGUCACUAACAUGGGCGCCCUGAAGGACAGAAUCAUCAACGAGGACAUGAAGGUGCUGCUGAAGGAGAGAUACUUGGCCACUGACCUGGCGUCGCCCGCAGUCGGGUACGGUCUCGACGAGGACGGCUGGGAGAGCCACAAGUUCAACAGACUGAUCCACGAAUUCGAUAUGACAGAGAGAGAACAACGUGAGAAAAGGGUGAGAUGGCUAUCGCAGGUGAUGGAGUACUAUCCAUUGACCAAGUUGGCAGACGUCACCAUGGAGACGUUGGAAGGCCACUCUCACACUGCAAGGACACAACAGAGCUCCAAACAGCAAUCAAGCACAGACUCUUUGCAACAAGCGCAAGACAGCAAUAGCACUACCGAUUCGAAUGUUGGUAACCAUGUAGAUAAGAAACCCAAAAUUUCACCAGAUCCAAAGGCAUCGGAAACAAAGAAAGGCAGCAUCUCAUUGGUGGGAAGUGGGCCUGGCUCACUCUCAAUGCUUACUUUGGGUGCUCUGAACGAAAUAAAAACCGCGGACGUAAUCCUGACCGACAAACUGGUGCCACAGACCGUUCUGGAUAUAAUACCAAAGGAUACCGAGACGUUCACCGCCAGGAAAUUCCCAGGGAAUGCUGAAAGAGCUCAGGAAGAACUCUUGGAAAAGGGCCUAGAGUAUCUAUCACAAGGUAAAAAAGUCGUUAGGUUAAAGCAAGGUGACCCAUAUAUCUUCGGUAGAGGUGGUGAAGAAUACAAUUUCUUCAAUGCACAUGGCUACGAACCUUCUGUGCUACCGGGACUAAGUUCUGCCUUGGCUGCUACCGUGGUGUCAAAGAUCCCUGCUACACAAAGAGCAGUAGCUGACCAAGUUCUGAUUUGCACAGGUACAGGAAGAAAGGGUGCGCUCCCAGAAGUCCCUGAGUAUGUCAAGACAAGAACCACUGUGUUCCUGAUGGCUCUACACAGAGUAGACGUGCUUGUGAAGGUACUUCUAGAGAAGGAAUGGGACCCCGAGGUCCUCGUGGCCGUGGUGGAGAGAGCUUCAUGCCCAGACCAAAGAAUAACAAGAACUAAAUUGAAGUAUCUCCCAGCAGUAGUCGAAGAGAUAGGCUCGCGUCCCCCAGGACUGUUGGUAAUCGGCCAAGCUGCAGGUGUUCUCCUACCUGAAAGCUCAGUAUCGUUUAAUGACUCAAACAAAUACCACAUCGACGAGGGCUACAGAGCCUUUGAGUUGGACGUUAACCAGUUGAUCCCAGCAUAA
Molecule: messenger RNA, 1827 nt
Organism: Nakaseomyces glabratus
Lineage: Eukaryota; Fungi; Ascomycota; Saccharomycetes; Saccharomycetales; Saccharomycetaceae
Gene: MET1
Product: uroporphyrinogen-III C-methyltransferase
Biological process (GO): siroheme biosynthetic process; sulfate assimilation
Molecular function (GO): uroporphyrin-III C-methyltransferase activity
Source: RefSeq, a predicted model, not a curated record